Messenger RNA from Aplosporella prunicola CBS 121167, 1350 nucleotides. RefSeq lists its product as uncharacterized. NCBI's taxonomy places the organism in Eukaryota, Fungi, Ascomycota, Dothideomycetes, Botryosphaeriales, Aplosporellaceae. Gene Ontology annotation, molecular function: protein binding. The record is from RefSeq and is a predicted model, not a curated record. The transcript has a single exon. Bases 41 to 1000 code for a protein of 319 amino acids.
CAACCAGUAGUGCCAUCACGUCUCCUACUUCACCAGCGAGAUGGAAGCUGAGUUGACCGGACUCACAUAUCCACGACUCAACUUAAGAGACUACACACUGGACGACAACAAUCUGGCUAUCGGCUGUCCGCUCGACAACGGCCAUCAUAUCCGCGAUACGCCUCAACAAAACCUCGGUGUAUUAGAUGCUUUGCCUCUCGAGCUCCUCCAUAUGAUGGUUUCUCAGCUUGAUUUACGCACUCUAACGGACUUUCGCCGCAUCAACCGACGGGCUAUGCAGGUGGUGGACUCUGUUCCUCAAUAUAAAGCGAUUACUACUCACGCAAGUAAUGCACUCCGUGGAAUCCUUGCCAUUGAAACGGGCCGCUGGAUCACUUGCGAAACUCUCUAUGACAAGCUGUGCACAGCUCAAUGCGAACGUUGCGGCGAUUUCGGCGGCUAUCUUUACCUCCUUACUUGUAAGCGUGUCUGCUUCCUCUGUCUCUCUGAAGAUGGUUCCUAUCUUCCGCUUCGAUACAGCCAUGCGAUCAAAAAAUUUGGUAUCACUCCGCAGGCAGUCAAGACGCUGCCUCGCAUGAGGAGCAUUACAGGCAUAUACUCGCCAAACGAGAAAAAGAGUCACAGGCGGCUGUGCUUAGUCGACUUCGAGACCGCUUUCCAAGCAGGAAUUGAGCUUCAUGGGUCCCAAGAAGCUAUGGAACGGUGUAUAUCGAGUUCAGCUCAAGAGGGAGCCGGAUCAACAACCCAUUGGGGACGUCGAACACGGACCAAAGAACCUUUCGACGGCAAGUCUAGUAACGUGCUCCGGUUCCUGGCAAUCGUAUAUGCGCCGGCGCUAAAUCGAGUCACCUUGAAGUUGGAACGUGGUUUCUACUGUAUCGGCUGUCAGAGGUCAUACGGCUCCAGGCCGAAACAUUUCAGGCGCAGAUUUACGGAAGCAUCAUUUAAAGAGCAUUUGGAAGAAUGCGGUAAUAUUCAGGACGGCUAUCAUGUCGGAUGAUUCCUAGGUAACGGAACAUUACCGAGAGUAAGGCUCUCAAAUUGGGCAGAUGAUUUCACGUUGUAUAAAGAUCUAACAGUCGCGAAGGUCUCGUGUCCGGUGUACCAAUAGAAGAACUCAUCUAGUAUGGAAUGGUAUAAAAUUUAGACCAUUCAUGUCGAUAAUCCACGUAAUCCACUCCCUUUGCGCUUUACUAAGAACAAAUCAAUCCCUACGAGAAAGGUCCAUUUCUGCACAGACUUCAAUAGGAUGCUUUCGGGUUCUGUGUAUUUCAGAUGGCACCUCUUCCUACCAAUAUGCCUCCUCUACCAGAAGAUUCAUUCAGCUUCUCUUCGAGCGAUUUAAGCUCG